Molecule: messenger RNA, 2083 nt
Organism: Rhincodon typus (whale shark)
Lineage: Eukaryota; Metazoa; Chordata; Chondrichthyes; Orectolobiformes; Rhincodontidae
Product: potassium channel subfamily K member 2-like
Exons: 5
Coding region: 31-1041 (336 amino acids)
Biological process (GO): potassium ion transmembrane transport; stabilization of membrane potential
Cellular component (GO): membrane
Molecular function (GO): potassium ion leak channel activity
Source: RefSeq, a predicted model, not a curated record
AGUGCCUCGCUCUCCCAGACAGCCAGAGGGAUGGAUGAGAGGAACAGACUCUCCUCCAGGAGGUGUGCGCUGCUUUUCCUGGGCUAUUUCAUGUACCUCCUGAUAGGAGCUGUAGUCUUCCAGGCGUUGGAGUUGAAGGAAGAGCAUAAACUUAAAACCAAGAUCUGGAAAGAGAAACUGCAAUUCCUGGAGAACUGCAGCUGCCUUAGUCGCGAAGUACUGGAGACUUUUAUGGAAGCAGUAACUGAAGCUGUAAAGCAUGGAGUGAAUCCUAUUGGAAACGAUUCCAAAUCUUCCCACAGUAAUUGGGAUAUUAGCAGCUCUUUCUUUUUUGCAGCUGCAGUGGUGUCAACAAUAGAAGGAGCCAUAAAAUGUCAGCUGCUCAAACAGCCAGAACAGCUGCAGCAAUCUGAUCGAGCACUAGCUGCAGACCAGCUUGCUGAGGUGCAGAAAAAUUGUCAGUAUAAGGUCUGUGUGAGCUCUUCAAUGCACUUCAAGCAGGUAGAUUCAGUGAGGAGACUGAGAAAUGGGGAAGUCAGCUUCAGGUUCCUUGCAGCCAUCUUCAGGCAGGAGGUGUGCAAACGACACCCAAAGGUUGUUGUUGAGCUCCACCCUUGCAGUAAACUCAUUAUAUCUAUGCCAACAGGUGUCAAUCCCCACAUAAAGUACAUAAAAUUUUACCGGGCAGCAAUGGCAAUCUGGAUCCUCUUUGGCAUGGCAUGGUUGGCACUUCUUUUUAACUUACUGACCACCUUCAUGGAAGACACUGAAAAGAAAAUUGCACAAAUUAAGAAUAAGAAAAAAGAAGCAAAGGCAAAAAUGAACUUUAGGUAUGAUGCAAAUGCAAACUCGAGCUCAGCAGAUGAUUCCAUAUUGUCGGAUUCAGAGACAGGUGUGCAGGAAGGGGCCCAGAACUCUUCUGAUCAGGAAGCAUUUUUACAAGUUGAAUCGAAAACAAUGGCUUCAGAUCCUUCUCAACAGGAAACAACGUCUGAGCCAGAAUCUUUGAAUACACAGAGUAUAAACCAAGAAAUAACAUAGACUAAUAUUUGUCCAAUUAUUCCAAACUGAGGAGGCCAUGUGUUCCUGGUUAGAAAAUAUCUAAAAUCACUGAUCAACAUUGAUGAGCAACAUUUAAAGCAAGAAUGGGGUAAAAAUUUGAAUUCACUGACAGGGUGAUAAACUGGUGGAAUUAAUUGUCUUCCUAUUAUAGAACCUUGUCCAGUUAUGAUUCCCUCAGACAUCAGCAUAUCUGCUGCCUCAGCAACGUGUCAGGAACAAAAUUAUGACUAAAUGUAUUAGGCUUAGAGGGACUCAUUAAAAAUUCAGCAGGAUGCAAAUUUCUUUCUGCCACCUUUUGGCCCUGAAAUGGUGCUGUUCACAGAGCUUUAGUUCAAGCCUCAUUAAUAUUUUUGGGCAUGCUUUGGUCUCCACAGGUUGCCCACUAUUUUAAGAAGAUAAAUUUCAGUUUGUGGGGCCAGGGAUAGGGAAGAUAAAAUUCAGAGCUAUUGUGGAGUCAGGGAACACACUUGCUGUUUUUGGCUCUGCAGAAAUUUCUUUCAUCAAAAUUUUUAAAAUUUACUAACCAUCAGAGAAUUCUGAGUGACUUCAAAUCUAUCCACGUAAAAGCAUAGUAUUGAAUAGUAUCUUCAGGUUUUUCCUUGCUUCAGAAGGUAUUGGGAGGUUUGCAAACGCAUUUGAAAUGCUGAGGUUUGUGUCAGUAGUGGCUGGAAACAGAUCUUAAAGAAAUAUUAAAUCAUAUUUAAGUAUGUUUAAAAUAUACCACAGGUGAAUUUCCAUUCAUUCAACAUAAAGCCACGUGUACAGAUUUACAGAGUUCACAUUGCAAUUAUGAGGCUAUUGUGCCAUGCCUUCAGAACUUACCAUUUGAAUUAUGCUAAUUGUAAGCUAUGAUACAGAUGAUAAUACAAUAGUUAUUCAAUUGUUUACGUGUGAUUCAGUAUUUCAUGUUCAUGUUACAAUAAGAGAGUCAUUGAUUCAAUAUGAUUCAUGCAUUAUUAUAGUGUCAUUCAUACACCAUUUCAAUAUACUGUUAAAACAUUCAUUCACAGUGAAAUAUUAC